Messenger RNA from Fraxinus pennsylvanica, 465 nucleotides. NCBI's taxonomy places the organism in Eukaryota, Viridiplantae, Streptophyta, Magnoliopsida, Lamiales, Oleaceae. The record is from the annotation of a GenBank genome assembly.
AUGUUGCUUUUAAAUGGGAGAAAGCGAAGAGGAGGGGAAAUUGGAGACAACAUAUGUGGAUUCACUCACAAUUAUGAAUUAUUAUAUGGACGUAUUUACAUUGGAGCUGGAGCACAAUCUACAGGUGAAGAUGGAGAAGGAGCCGAAGCAGACAUAGGACCAGCAGCAGCAGCAAUAGGGCCAAGAGUGCACCAGAACUUUGAAUUUGAGCCAUUGAACGGCGUGAAUUUGUUCAUUGAGAUUUGCACAGAUCAGAUGAUGUUGUCUGAGGAAGAAUUGUGGGUUGUGAAGAUCACCUUCUCCGAGAGCCAAAUUGUAAUAAAGAUCAACAAUGUUGGGACAGUUCUGGUAACACUGCGGCAUCGCUUCCCAAAGGACGCGAUUGAGAAUGAACACAAUCCAAUCGGCAAUUCCUCGCACAAUAAUUCCCUUGCAUCCAAGAAGGAAAAGAAACAAAACUGUUAA